Aaosphaeria arxii CBS 175.79 is the source of this 1015-nucleotide messenger RNA. Its product is annotated as HAD-like protein. The transcript is spliced from 2 exons. The record is from RefSeq and is a predicted model, not a curated record. Bases 159 to 893 code for a protein of 244 amino acids. Lineage: Eukaryota; Fungi; Ascomycota; Dothideomycetes; Pleosporales.
AAUCGAUAUCACCACUUCUGUAACAAUUAUCCACUGCUGGCAAUUUCUAUAUUCUACAUCUAAUUGUUCAUUCUAUUUCCAUCGUUUGUGCUCACCUAAGAAUUCAUAACAAACCUUCACUUCAGCCAAAUCCCUGGAAACCUCACAUAACAUUGGCCAUGGCUACAUCAGCACCAAAGCACGUCGUCUUCGACGUCGUCGGCACCUGCGUGUCCUACGACGCCAUCUUCGAAGCCCUCGAGACACGCCUUGGCGAGCGUCUGCGCGAACAAUGUAUCAAGCCCAAACUUUUGGGUUACACCUGGUUCGAGGCGGCGGAGCGUGAGUACACAUACCUCAGCAUCUCAGGUCGCUACAUCCGCUUCUUCGACGUCUUCAAAUCUCUUUUCUACCGCAUGCUGUGGAUGGCGGGCAUCGAAGAGCCGCGGGAAUUCGCAACUGACGAUGACUUGGCGUACAUCCUCGAGCAGUUCAUGAAGCUUGAGGCCCGGCCAGGUGUCGCGGAGUGCUUUAAAUUGCUAAGGGAGGCCGGGUUCACGUGUUGGGCUUUUACAGCUGGGGAUGUGAAUCGCGUGCGUGGGUACUUUACGAAUAACGGCAUCGAUAUGCCGUUGGAGAACUUCAUGUCGUGCGAUAGCUUAGGCAUUGGAAAGCCGGCUCCAGAGUCGUAUCGGCCGUUGCUUGAUCGAUUUGGUUCAGAGGAGGCUUGGUUUGCGGCUGCUCAUAUGUGGGAUGUGUCUGCAGCGAAGUCUACUGGAUUCAAGGGAGCGUACUGCACAGUCUGGGAGAAGGAGCCAUGCAUAGACCUGUUUGGAGAGAUGGAUGUUAUGGCUAGUAAUUUCCCAGAUAUGGCACGUGGGAUCAUUGCUGCAUCUGAGGCACGGAAAUCGUAGGAACUAUAUCAACCUGCAUGAUUAGGACGGAAAGGGGGACGAUUUGCGCCAAUAAGGAUUGACGGUAUGCUUCAAACGUAAGUACUUAUAGUUCCGAAUAACGAAAAUGGACAUCUUCAAAU